This is a messenger RNA of Phalaenopsis equestris, 1476 nucleotides long. Its product is annotated as probable protein arginine N-methyltransferase 1. The record is from RefSeq and is a predicted model, not a curated record. Gene Ontology annotation, molecular function: protein-arginine N-methyltransferase activity. Gene Ontology annotation, biological process: peptidyl-arginine methylation. The transcript is spliced from 9 exons. Gene Ontology annotation, cellular component: nucleus. NCBI's taxonomy places the organism in Eukaryota, Viridiplantae, Streptophyta, Magnoliopsida, Asparagales, Orchidaceae. Bases 126 to 1295 code for a protein of 389 amino acids.
CUCAUCCGAGUUUUUUGAAUGAACGGAGAGGAUUCGGCGCACCUCAAAACAAAACCUUCAGGUCGCAGAGAUCCCUUUAUCUGGCAUAACCCUAGCAAGUAUCCCUUUCUUUCAUCGUCCACGAAAUGGGCAAGAGAAGGGGCGGGAACAAAUCUUCGGCUUCUUGCAGCGGAAAGAGCAGCUAUAGCAAUGGAUUUCUCGUCGCUGACGCCACCUGUGGCGGCGUCAACGAUGAAGUAGUGGAUGUCGCGGAGGAGCGGACUGAAAGCUCCAAUCUUGAGGACUCGCCGGAGGUCAAAGCCCUUGUUGGUAGCGAUAAGACUAGCGCCGAUUACUACUUUGACUCCUACUCCCAUUUCGGUAUUCAUGAAGAAAUGUUGAAAGAUGUUGUUCGAACCAAAACUUAUCAAAAUGUUAUAUAUCAAAAUGCUUUCAUCUUCAGAAACAAAGUGGUACUUGAUGUUGGUGCGGGGACAGGAAUUUUGUCCCUUUUCUGUGCAAAAGCAGGAGCGAAGCAUGUAUAUGCGGUUGAGUGCUCCCUCAUGGCUGACAUGGCAAAAGAGAUUGUCCAAGCAAAUGGAUUUUCUAAUGUUAUAACGGUUCUAAAGGGAAAAAUUGAAGAAGUUGAUCUACCAGUCACUCAUGUAGACGUCAUCAUUUCUGAAUGGAUGGGCUAUUUCUUGCUGUUUGAGAACAUGUUGAACACAGUUUUAUAUGCGCGGGACAAAUGGCUUAUAAAUGAUGGCAUUGUUCUUCCAGACAAAACUUCCUUGUAUUUGACAGCAAUUGAAGAUGCUGAAUAUAAAGAGGACAAGAUUGAAUUUUGGAACAAUGUUUAUGGCUUUGACAUGAGUUGCAUCAAGAAGCAAGCCAUGAUGGAGCCUCUUGUUGAUACAGUAGAUCAGAAUCAGAUAGUCACGAAUUGCUUGUUACUUAAGACCAUGGACAUAUCAAAGAUGGUUGCUGGUGAUGUGUCUUUCACAGUACCUUUCAAACUUGUGGCCGAACGCAAUGAUUUUAUACAUGCUCUUGUGGCAUAUUUUGAUGUGGCAUUUACUAGAUGUCAUAAGCUAAUGGGAUUUUCGACAGGGCCUCGAUCAAAGUGCACCCACUGGAAGCAAACAGUUCUGUAUCUGGAGGAUGUGCUAACGAUCUGUGAGGGAGAAGCACUUGUAGGGAGCAUGUCCGUAGAACCAAACAAGAAAAAUCACCGAGAUAUAGAUAUAAUGCUCAAGUAUUCCUUAAAUGGAAGGCGCUGUCAGGUAUCCAAUGUUCAGUAUUAUAAAAUGAGAUGACCAUAGUAGAUGGAUGAGCAAUGGCUGUAACUGUGUCGUGUAACAAGGAAUUGUCUCUUUUUUUUUUAAAUUUAUUUAAAAUGGCAUGUAUGUGAAACAUUUUUUAGCGAUCUGUAGAAGUAAAUUCAAUGCUGCAGUAUUUUUUAUUCUAACUGAAAAUUCACUUUUGAGUAUUGAGGUA